AUGGGCAGUAAACGCAAGCGCGGAUCCAAGGGCAAUGGCAGUGAGAACCAACCGUCUCACAAAAAGGCCAAGAAGGGUGAAGCCGCUGCCCAGGCGGCCUCCACAGAGGCCCAGAACCUCGAGCUCGAUAAGUCGCCUUUUGCAGAAAAGCUCGCCGCCGAGGACAGAAGACGCGAACAAAAGAUCUAUGACCUGCUCGGCAGCUACGAUAGCGCCGAACAUAUCGCUGCUGCUGAUGCCCUCGUGACUGGGCUUUUGAGCAGCGAUGAGGGCGCCCUCAAGCGACAUCUGGAAAGCCGUCUGUUUCGUGGACUUGCUAGCUCCCGCAAUGCUUCCAGGAUUGGCUUCAGUCUCGUCCUGUCAGAGAUUCUCAGUCAACUUUUUGGCGAAAAGCGCUUGGCUGAGACCAAGUUCCCGGGCCUCACAUUUGACAGUGUCCUGGCCAGCUUGCUGGAGAAGACACAACCAAGCGGCAACAUUUCAGGUCCCGAGGAGCGCGACUUUCACUUUGGGCAGCUCUUUGGUCUCCAGUGCUUUGUAGAGUCCAAAGUUCUGUUUGGAAGUGAUAAUAUAAGAUGGGCCACUAUCUUGGACCUCCUGGUAAAGCUCGCCGACAGGAAGGUCUGGAUGAAGUCGCACUGCGCCUGGGUCAUUGUUCAAAGCCUGCCGCAAAUGGGCCAAGAACGGGCUGGAGAGACGCUCAAGAAGCUGGUGGAGGUCGGCUGGGGAAAGACGGCGGAAGGUGUCGGACUUUGGAUUGCAGCGGCAAGCACGUAUCCGAAACUGAAGAUGCCUAGCAAGCCUUGGUCGGAUCCCAUGGCUACUAAGAGUAUCCCGGAACUCGCCAAUGUGUUGAAGGAGAACGUGAAGCAGGAUACUGGAAACAAGGAGGCUGGUGCUUCGAAAUCUAUGCCCAGCAGUUGGAAUUCUCAGCUUCAUUUUGUUUGGGACCUCAUUCUUGCAUAUUUCAUCGCACAAACCAAGACAAGCAAGGGUGUGGAUACGGAGCAAUUCAAGCUCUUCUGGGGUACUGUCGUUGAUGAUGGACUAUUCUCCAAGAAUGCGACAGAAGGACAAAAAUACCGAGGUUUCCUGAUCUUUCAAAGAUUCCUCGGAGGCCUUGCCUCUAUCAAAGAUAGCACACUUGUCAAGGAAAUGUUCUCGAGAAAUCUCAUGAAAUGCUUAUUGAACCAAGCAGCAAAAGAGGAUCGCUAUCUUCAUCUCGCAGCCAACAAAUCGCUCAAGACGGUUGAAGAUGUGGUGGCCGCCGAACCUGCUUUCCUCUUGCCCGUUCUCACACAGCUUCUCGGCAAACAUGGUGCCUAUGACUUUGACCUGAGAGCAAAGGCCAAAACAAUUGAAAGACUGCUUCAAGCCUCCUUUACCGAGGACGUCGAUGCGAUUUUCGAAUUACUUCAGAAGCCAGUCAUCAAGAUCAAGGAUGGCGACGUUGCCGAGGUCGAGAAGCUUCGACGUGUAUACGCUGACUAUCUGGUCAAGAUUUGUACUUCAGACAAGGUCCAUGACGACGAUAAGACAGAAGUCAGAGGUAGCAUUUUGGAGACCGCAGUCAAGCAAUUGACCAGUUACGCCUACUCCAAGAAAGACACCUCAUUUAGCCCUGAGCUGUCUACCAAGACGAGAGAGUAUUUCCGCAGCAGACUCGAGUCUGCCUUUGCAAAACUUACAAGACGCCAAGAAGACUACAGCUAUCUAUGCAAUGCAGUGCUAGCUAUCGACGCGUCGGCUGUGCAGAUGAGCGAAGAGAUUGAAGCCGAGCGAAAGGCUGCAGUCAAGACUCUCAAGAAACUGGUCAAGGCGUCCACCAAGGCAGGCAAAGGCAGCGGGUCGUCUCUUGGUCUCGCACUGCUGUAUGCUAUCACCAUUUUGCAGCUAUACAACGGCGACGGCGAUGCCCUCAACACCUUGGAGGACCUGAAGCAAUGCUCAGAGAAGAUGGACGAAGCCGAUAAUGACGCUUCGGCUCUUCUCGUGGAAAUCCUGUUGUCCUUGGUGUCGAGGCCUUCUCCCAUGAUGCGUCAGAUCACCCAACAAGUCUUCGAAUCGUAUACGUCUCAACUUACGGAAGAUGCUCUUGGUCGUCUAACAGAUCCACUGAUGGCCGAAGAGAAUAUCAAGGGACAGCAGGCACUAUUCGACGCCGAGGAUGAGGAGAUGUUGGAUGUCGCGGAGGGAUCUGACGGCAGCGAUAAUGAGGAGGACGACGUGGAGGAAGACGAGAUUUCAGAGAUCGGCUCCGAUGUGGAAUUCGUCACCCUGAACGGUGCCGCCCCGGAAGACGAGGAGGAAAGUGACGAGGAAGCCGAGGACGGUGAUGCUCAAGCAUAUGCCGACCUGGAUGCCAAGCUUGAAGAGAUUCUGGGCAGUCACCGUCUUGAUAAAGACAAGGACGCAGACUCGGAUGACGAAUCAGAUUUGUCAGAUUCGGAAAUGAUGGAGUUUGACCAGAAGCUGGCAGAAGUUUUCAAGCAAAGAGUGCAGAAACCAAACAAGAAGAAGGAGAAUCAGGAUGCCAAGGAGACCAUGGUCAUUUUCAAGCACCGGAUAUUGGACUUUCUCGACAUUUACGUCAAGAAAGAGGCUCAGAACCCUCUGGCAUUUGGUCUGCUUCUGCCCCUGCUGCAGCUGAUCCGCACCACUUCGACCAAGGAAAUCGGCAACAAGGCCGCCAAGGUCAUUGGCGAUCUCUCCGAUGCCGUCAAGAAGCAAAAGACCAAGACUGGCGGCUCAGCGGAGCUUUUGCAACAGGUUCUCCAGGAGGCCAGCAAAGAUUCGUCACACGCCUACGCCCGUGCCGUCUCUGCGAGCAGUCUGUUAUUGGCGAGCUCCAUCAACGAUGUCGAAAAGGUCAUGGAUGUGUACUACGCCAGCCUCAAGGACUGGGCACUGCGUGGUGCUACUGUACAGACGAGUCUGUUUUCCGACUGGCUGAACUGGCUGCAAGCUCACCGCAAGACAGCAUAG
Messenger RNA from Pestalotiopsis fici W106-1, 2985 nucleotides. RefSeq lists its product as uncharacterized. Gene Ontology annotation, cellular component: nucleolus. Gene Ontology annotation, molecular function: rDNA binding; transcription factor binding. The transcript is spliced from 2 exons. Gene Ontology annotation, biological process: regulation of DNA-templated transcription. Lineage: Eukaryota; Fungi; Ascomycota; Sordariomycetes; Amphisphaeriales; Sporocadaceae. The record is from RefSeq and is a predicted model, not a curated record. The coding region runs from base 1 to 2985 and encodes 994 amino acids.